This is a messenger RNA of Ixodes scapularis (black-legged tick), 3590 nucleotides long. RefSeq names its product phosphatidylglycerophosphatase and protein-tyrosine phosphatase 1 (gene PTPMT1). Bases 168 to 755 code for a protein of 195 amino acids. The transcript is spliced from 4 exons. NCBI's taxonomy places the organism in Eukaryota, Metazoa, Arthropoda, Arachnida, Ixodida, Ixodidae. Gene Ontology annotation, molecular function: phosphatidylglycerophosphatase activity; phosphatidylinositol-4,5-bisphosphate 5-phosphatase activity; protein tyrosine/serine/threonine phosphatase activity. The record is from RefSeq and is a predicted model, not a curated record. Gene Ontology annotation, biological process: protein dephosphorylation.
AAAGUGUCACUGGUCAAGUGUUCAACUUCCCAUCCGUACGUCUGUAGCAAAACAGACGAGUGCAGCCUUCAGCCAGCAUCAGCGCUGGCCAGGAGCUAUCUGUGGUAUCGCUAGAAUUUAGCCGUCGUGAACGUUUUCUUUGUCCGUGUGCUUUUUCUGUGGAUCGCAUGGUGUUUCACGUUAUGUUUUCGAGGGUGACAUUCUAUCCCACAUUAGUCUACAAUGUUGUCAUGGAGCGUGUAUCAACGCGACGCUGGUACGACCGGAUCGACGAUACCGUCUUUCUUGGAGCACUCCCGUUCCGGAGCAUCACUCCAAAGCUCCUGGAAGAAGAGAACGUCCGGGGUGUCGUGUCAAUGAACGAGGACUUCGAACUCAGAUACUGGGUCACGAGCAAAGCGGAAUGGGAAAAGAAUGGUGUCAAGUUCCUCCAACUGAGCACCACAGACAUCUUUGAGACGCCCUGCCUGGAGAAGUUGGAGCGGGGGGUGCAGUUCAUCAGGAGCUUUGAAAACACAGACAAGACGGUGUACGUCCACUGCAAGGCCGGAAGGACGCGCAGCGCCACCCUUGUCGGCUGCUACCUCAUGCAGAGAUACACGUGGACCCCUCAGAGAGCAGUGGAGCUGCUACGUGAGAAGCGGCCGCACAUCCUGCUGCACUACGCCCAGUGGGAGGCUCUGCACACCUACUUCAACAAGCAUGUGGCCUCGGGCACAGGCAACGGCCAAGUGCUGGGCAGCACGCCCGGCUAGCUCGUGCCAUGUCCCCCUUGGCUCGCCCGUUCUGGGAGUGCCGUUGGUACUAACAUCCCUCGACUCUACACAUGUGCCUCGUGUGACUGCUACGCAAUCCGGGAGGUGCUGGGUGGCCCCGUUUCUUUCAGCUUGCGCAGAUUGUCUCGCUGGUUCGGCGGGUCAUUCUUAGUCGUGGUGUGUCGCGGGCGACACGUAAACUGAGUGCAUUGUCUGGUUCUCGAUUGAAGGUUUUUUUUGUUGCCGGCUUGGGACUGGCAGGAUUAAGGUUGGUUUUAAUGGCAUAAAUGUUAGAGUACAGAUGUUUUGGCUCUUGAGGGUUAAAAGGUUAAUAGUCUGCAACCUCCUAAUGGUGUACCUACUCAAGAUUCCCUAGAGCUUUCACAUAGGUUAGGUCUAGGAUGUGUCUAUCCUGGAGUCCUGCACAGUAGUUUAUAUAGUUUUUUUAUUGUUUACUUUUGUAUUUUAAACAUUGCUGGUGGCCGCUGAGGAAACUGCAAGUGGAAGCUAUUUUUUAACAUUUGUUUUAGUUUUCAUCCUUAGUUUUUUAAGCAGUAUGAAAGAAUGAUCAGUGAGAACAGUAAAGACUUGCAAGCUAGUAAACAUUCAAAGUUCCUUGGUUCUUUCACUACAGUGGAAAAACCAUUUGUGUGUAGCUAUGGGCCAUUGCAAAUAUUCUGGAAUUCUUGCCUUAGCCAUUUUUAGUAGAGAAAAAACGAGCGCACUGGUCAAGUUGAAACAUAAAAUGGACAGACAAAAACAACAGAUGUGCCAGGUACAACCACAUGGAAUUUUGUGAAUGGAACUGAUAGACCACAAGCAAAUAAGUUAAGAGGGAGGAGGGAGGGUAGAAAGGAAACUUGACUGGCUGGGGAUGUGGGAUUUGUGAAAUCUGGAUUUUAGGUCCACAAUACUGAUUGGGUUGCAUCGGGUGGGAUGUGGAGGGCAGAACGUAAAAGUUUUCUUAUGGACGUCUUGAAUACAAGCAUCGCCCCACCCUCCUAUCUUGCGUCCGAAGGGGAUGUCUCUUGCCUCCAGCCAGAGCUUGGGCAGCAUUCAAGGCCAGCCUUGUUUCCUCUCCAUCUUCUCUCUCUUCUUAACUCAUUCGUAGCGCACGGUUCUGCGCAUUAUGCCUUAUGUGUAGUUGCAAUCGAAAGAUCUUUGUUUGUGCGUUCAUUUCUUAAUAGAGCUGCACUGCCAUUGAAAAUGGUUUAUGGCUGUGGCAAGCAAGAUGAACAGACUUCAGCUAGCAAAGGCAGAACAGAAAAAAAGAAAAGGUGCAGUAUUCACAGUAUAUAGCUCUGUUGACUAGCCAUUUUUCCCUGCAAUUACUUCUGUCCAACUACCAUCAUCUAACAAUUUAGAGAUAUGGCACCUUUUAAACCUAGUGUACCUUCAUGAGGUUUGCCUUUUUUUUAUUCAUUAUGGGAUUGAAUGUAACAGCAUGGGCAAUUCUCUCAGGUUUAGUCAAAUCACUACCAGCAUUGUAUCUUACCAAGCGUAUCCGAGUGCAUUCUGAUAUGGGUGACAGCACCCUCCAUAUAGUGACAGUAAACCCAAACUCAAGGGUACAGGAACAUACAUGUUGCCUCACACCCUUUAUCUUGAAGUAGCUGUCUUCUGAUCAGCUCUGCUGGUUUUCACGUCCCUAUAUAGCACACAGGGCUUGCUCAUCCUUCAGUAAUGCCACCUGCCUGAAAAUGUCUCCCUGCAGCACUUAUCCCACAUGUAUUGCUGUGGUGUGGACUAUAGAUUGCUAGCUCAGUAUAAUAUGCAAAUCAUAGUCUUCCACUAAUGUUUGCACUGAUGCCUGUGAUUUGUCCCAAAUCUGCUAACCUGUAACCUGGUCUACACAUGUCCGAUAAGGUGAGCCGUCACUGGUUGUAUCUGUAGUACAAUCUUCGUGCAGGUCUAGUUUUUGUAAACUGUCACCUGCUUGCUGAAAAGAGCCACAAUAUAGAGUGAAAUGGUAAAGAUAGAAUGUUCAAAAGUCUGACACUGGGUAAAAAGCUAUAAACCAGAAGUAAAUCAGUGCAAGAUGAGGUUUGGGCAAGAACCAUUCCAACUUUAGUACUGCUGUGUUUGUUAAUAUUUGGCAGAAUUCUUUUUUCAUAAAUUGUGAGUUUUUCUGAUGUCAUUCUAUUUUUCAAUUGCAAUUUGAAGCUUUUAGGAGUUUUCAUCUUCAAGUUGGCAAUAAUCGUUUUCUGACGAAUUAGUAUGUGAGGAAAAGAAUUCUUAUGAGUCACCCUUACCCCAGUUUAUUGCAGACAUGUUUUGCAACAUUUACACACUUUUUAGUAAUACGUUGUCACAUUCUAUGUAGCAAUGCAUUUGCUGUUAACAGAGUACAAACCACGUGAUAGUAUAUAUUCAGCCAGUGUUAUCUCAUGACAGCAGGUGUAAACAGAUAUUGAUUACGAUGUGGUACUCAUUAAGUUGUUGCAGGUUGUAGCGAAUAUUUAUGGCAAUGCAUUUACAUCUGGUUCCUUGUAAAUACUAUGUGCAAUGUACUAAUAUCUUUGUUGCAACCUCUCUUUCAUGCUAAAGGUCAUUCCCACCCCUUUGAAAUACAAGAUAUUUAUUUUAGCAAGUUUGUGCCCAGCCACAAGAACUCAUAUGCAAAGGAUGUCUGUUGGCAAGACGGGAGAAAGCAAUGUCUAGGUUGAACACAAGGUGCCGUUAUCGAGUGUGGUGCAUCUGCAAGGGACGUUAACCAUAUCUCCUAUCGUUUUUAAAUGGGUUGGGAGGAACAAGUGUUGUGGUUUGUGAUAGCACACGUGUUAUGUGCACCUCACUGUCACUUCUGGAAAUAAAUUGCAGUAAUUCUAUGACCUA